Molecule: messenger RNA, 1031 nt
Organism: Astyanax mexicanus (Mexican tetra)
Lineage: Eukaryota; Metazoa; Chordata; Actinopteri; Characiformes; Acestrorhamphidae
Product: very-long-chain (3R)-3-hydroxyacyl-CoA dehydratase-like
Exons: 7
Coding region: 56-805 (249 amino acids)
Biological process (GO): very long-chain fatty acid biosynthetic process; fatty acid elongation; sphingolipid biosynthetic process
Cellular component (GO): endoplasmic reticulum membrane
Molecular function (GO): 3-hydroxyacyl-CoA dehydratase activity
Source: RefSeq, a predicted model, not a curated record
GAGAGGGAGGUAACGGUCUUUAAAAAGGCAUUAGUCUGAGUGUUUUACCUAUAGAAUGUACUCCAGCUCCACAGUGUUGACAGACGAGCUGCUGAGCGAGGAAGAAGAGAAGAUGACGGCUGCUGUGGAAGAGGAACACAGGAACGUGCUGGAUACUGUAAGAAGGUGUUACCUGUUCCUGUACCACGUGAUCCAGUUCCUGGGCUUCACCUGGACCUUCAGCCUCCUCACCGCUAAUCUCAUACUGCUGGGACACGAUGUUCUGUACAGUGCGUUCAGCUCCUGUGCUGCAGUGCUGUACAGCUGUCAGGUGCUGGCUGUGCUGGAGGUGAUGAAUGCAGCUCUCGGUCUUGUGAAUACUCCUGUUCUUCCUGCACUGAUCCAGAUGUCUGGGAGAAAUACGGUGUUGUUUGUGGUGUUGGGGAGUUUGCCGGAGAUGCAGGAGCGCACUGUGACGUUCUGUGUUUUGUACCUGUGGAGCAGCAUGGAGAUGUUCAGGCACCCUGUUGAGAUGUUGGCGGUUGUGGGUGCAGAGUGGCGGGUGCUGACGUGGCUGUGGAACGCCACCUGGGUGCUGCUGUAUCCACUCAGCACUGUGGCAGAAGGUGCUGCAGUACUCCAGGCUCUGCCACUGUUUGAUGAGACGAGGCUCUACAGUGUUGCUCUCCCAGAGAGCGUCGGUUUCUCCAUCAGCUUCUCCUUCUCCCUCAGACUCUACCUCAUCCUCCUGUUCCUGGGUCUCUUCAUUAAUAUGAAGCAUCUCCUCGGGCUGAGGCGAGGAGGUUUACGGCUGAAGUGCGACUGAGGUUAACCUCAUUCCCCGGUUUUGGUCUUGCUGUUUCCGCCUCAGGUUUCUUAUGAUAGUAGCACUGUGAUGAACUGAGCUGCAGUAGGAACAGGUUCAUGUGAGCGGCAUCAAUGUCUGUUCAGGUCUAUUGUAUUACUGAAAUGAACUGUUACAGAUGAGGUAUAUAGCAUUAUGACUGACCAUUUCAUUUCACAGUGACAUUAAAAGAUGGGUUGUUUAAGGA